UAUCUUAUUGAGUCUAUUGUACUGCCACCAUUCCCCCCUCCACACACACACACACACACACAUCCACAUGCCCAUCCUUGUGAGCCCUUCUCACUCUCUUGUAAGGUUAAAAGAUCUUUGGGGUUCUAUAUGGAGAAGAGUAAAAGAACUUAAAAUGUUUUAUUUAACACUCAUUCCCUGAGCAGCGUUGUCACUGAGGAACAGCUUUAAAAUAGUGUUUGUUUGCCUCUCACUUUGCUAUGACCUGGUUGGCCUGAAGUUGUUUUUGAGUUGGCAUUUUUCUUAUCUUUUUUGUGGCACUGAUUUUUUCACUCAUCUCCUUUCUGUGAUUGGGUUAUUUACUUUGGAGGAAUGAAUUGGAAGAUUUCAAGAGCUGCGGUGAAAUCCUAAGUACACCUGCCAUGUGAAGUAUUACACGAUCUCUGAUGACCUCAAGUAGUCACGGUCUCUUUAUAUCUGUAACACAACGGCUCACUGGUGGUUCACUACUCUAUGUCAACAACGCUUGUCAGGCCUGACAUACUUCAUACACCUAACACACUGUUGUCAAGAUAUGUACCCAGAAGGUUACGAGUAGUAUAUCAUUGGAAAACUAAUAACUCACUGAUCAUUAAUAUUCUUGCAUAAUGAAUGUAUGGGGUAUGUAGAGAAUUGUUUGUUCUUACAAUGUCUUUGACAAGCAAUGCAUUAGACCAGUCUGUCCUAGACAAUGAAAUGUGUAUUUGCUUGGCUGACCAGCCUGGUCCUCAGGCAGAGUACCUUUUAUGUAAAUACACCUUCACUUAAACAAAGCCAUCAACCUAGUGAGUGGGAGAAAUAGCCACUUGUGGGGGUUUGAACCUCAAAAGAUAAGUAAGUGAAUCAAUUGAUUGUAUGCAAUAUUACUGGGUUCUAAAAGUGUAUCAAGUAAGGUCUUUUAUGAAAGCUAAUGAUGCAGUGGCAAUUAAUAUCAUUGUAACGUGUAUGUACUAACACUAUAUGAGCAAUUAACUCACUGAUAUUACGCUUUAAAGUCUGUGACCAAAGAAAAGGAGAAACUGGUUUUCUUCCAGACAGGUGGGAAGGCAGCUAUCUAUUGGUCUCCAAUGAAAUUAAGCCAGGUGUGACCAAAAACAAUAGCAGUCCUUUUUACAUAUGAAUCAGCAGGGGCAUAGGAAGUCCCCAAGAAGGGAAGAACAGCAUGGGGUCAUCCUGAGUCUGGGGACAAAACAGUGAGUUUUGGAAGAUAUAAGAUUAAGACAACUCCAUUUUGGCAUCCAUCACUGGACGGACAUUCAAGAGGCCAGAUCUCUUGCAAGCUGAAAAAAAUGGUUUCUUCAACCAAUGCGGGUUAAAUCUCUGGGAACUGAAUAUAGCUAAGAAACCAGUUUACGCAAAGAUCUUUCACCUUGGAAGACAAGGAAAACCAGCACCUUGUACUUCUGUGUAAGAUCCUUACUGAAAGAAAGUCAGCCAUGGCUGGAAAGAAGAAAGACUGAUAAGAAAUAUACCUCAAACCAAGUCUACAGCUUGUUCAGUCUUAGCCAUUAGAAAGUGUAUUUUACUUGUAUUUGCUUGUAACCACUUUGUCUCUAUCCCUUGUACUUGAACUCACUUAAAACCUCUUUGUUUUGUUUUACUUUUAAUUUACACCAGCCCCGUCCUUGUUUGAACUGAAGUGAUUAUUAAUUCCAGCUAAAAUAAUAAACAGUGCUUUUGUCUCUUUAAAGGAGCAACUCCUCUGAAUGUUCCAGGAGAAGUUUGAACAUUUCAGGGCAAUUUGGGGAAAUUCAGGAUGGAGAUAUUUUGGGGUCACAUAGCUGGUAGUAACCAAGGCUGGUAGAAACCAGUGUGACUAUGAUGUAAUAAGCAGACUACUGGCUUCAGAGUUGCUGGACUAGGGCUGCUCAACAUAGUGUAUGCUGGCUGGGAGCAUCCAGACAGGGAGCUACAGCUUCUGAGUGUUUUAAGAUACUCGGAGUUACAGGACAAGCAAUGACACAACCUUUCAUUGGUCUGAAUUGCACCACAGAAUGUGACAAUAUCAUAUUGCAUAAACAGCAUCUCCAAACUCAGAAUGAUUGCUGGGACAUUGCUACAAAGAGAAAAAUGCCACCUACAGAAUCACCCCAUCCUCUCGUAUCGAGGUUUUCCUUGUGGGUUUCCUGUGCAAGUAGUUAACAGAUCUAAGCCUGUAGUUUAGUUUAUCAAAUCUGAGGCUCCUGAAGGUGAUAUGAAUGCAUAGGAUUAGUUUACUGAACAUUAUUAAUCUUACAAAUAAAAUGUGUAUAAUUUAGUGGUUGUGAAAUUAAAGUAAUUAACAUAAGCAAAAGCAUGAUAGCAAUCAUUUUAAUUUCUUAUAGAAUUACAGACAACAAAUGAACAUUCCCAUGAUGGGGGAUAAGAAUUAGUAAAAAUAAAUAGAACAGAGUAUAUAUAAGCUUUAUGGAACUAAAAUGCAUGUUAAUCACUGCAUUGGCUCUAUAAUCUUUACUCCAAAAUUUAAGUUCACAGAUCAAAAUACCUAAGGACCUACGAACAGCCAUACUGGAUCAGAUCAAAGGUCCAUCUACCCCAGUAUCCUGUCUUCUCACAGUGGCCAAUACCAGGUGCUCCAGAGGGAAUUAACAGAACAGGUAAUCCAAGUGAUCCAAGGCCUGUCCCCUAUUCCCAGCUUCAGGCAAAAAGAAAAAGCAUGCAGGGGUUCAUACUGUUUCCUUGAGACAUUAAUUGCACUGGAGGGAGGGAAGCAAAGGCCAGUGCAGGAAGGCAGCAUGAGGGACAAGAAAGGGAGACAGUGUCAAUAUACUGGCCUAGCAUAUAUGGUAAUGGAAUUCAAAUGUAAUGGUUGCUGUUAUCAUUUUACUUUCACAUGAAUACUGCCCAAAAUGAUCCUCCUAUUCUGACUACAGGGCUACUUCAGUUCAUUAUGAAGCAAAUUCAAUGUCACAUUUAACACUGUUGGACAGUCCUUUUUUUGUUCCCUAAUUAUGACUCAUCCAGCAUAAAAAAAGAUUAGACAAAUUGGAUAUAACCCUAGGAGGUCAUUUAAAAAUGACUCCCCUUUGAGGUGCUGACAGUUUUAGUUUAAGCCAAUAGGAAAACCAUUCCGUGUCUUCUGCUGGCAUGUUUUUGUUUUUAGAUUCUAAAUCCUUGUCACACUGAUACGUCUCAUUAUUAAUGUCAUCAUCCACAGCGUCCUCUGUCUAGACUUCCUAGAAAUAGGGCUGUGCUGGAGUUAAUGAUGAAAACAACCCAGCUUAGAAAUGAAACUGAAGAGUGAUGUGUCAGGGUUUUUUUGCAUUGGGUGUUUAUUCUGUUGCCUGGUUGCUACUUUUAAUAAUGUUUGUUUACUAAUUAAAAUCGGUACUGCAAAGAGUCUGGAUUGGAAACAUCGUUGUGAGUAGUCUGUUAGCUCCUUGAACCUCUUGUGAGAAAGAGUUGCUAGCUGGUCUUCAUUAAAGUAUAAUUCGUUUGAAUACCGUUUACUAAUCUAAUUAACUUCAUAAAGGAUCAAACUGUUCAUAUUUUGUAAUCAAUCUCCUUGUUUAGACUGGGACUUAGCUUUUAUUACAAACGCAAAUGUCUAGCUGGACUGUAGCAGGUGUAUGUUAUUCAACAGAGGAAUUGUAAACGCAUUACAGCAGAUUAGCAGGGUUUCCUCCUUUAAAAUGUACACUGCGAGAUCCAAUUCGCAAGCCAGCUGUUUUUUAUCAAUACGUUUUGCCUUUCAGAGUUGCGCUUUGUAUCGUUCUUGGCGCUGCUAUUUCUGUAACAGAUCGGAUAGGAAGAGUGGUACAGCAGUGCACUGUAAUGCUGCCACUGGGGAAACCCUACCACCUCUUUUAUUUUUUGGAUCAGAUCCUUGAGGAAAGACCCAGAAUAGGAAAAGGCUGGAUGGAAGAACCUUGCAACCCAGGGAAGAGGGGGGAUAGCCGGAGAAGAGGGGGUGGAUGAGAGAGGGGAAGGGGACAAGGGAGAAGGUGGAGACGGUGGGAGGGAAGGGAUGACGGGACGGAGAGCAGAGUAGCGAUGGGGAGAAAGGAUGACACAGGGACGGAGAUGCGUAUUUUGCUGCAUGACUCCAAUGCGUCAGCAGCGGCUAGGGAGCCGGAGCGCGUCACAGAGAGUCUCUCCCCAAUCUUAACGGAUACCGCAGUGCUACCGGUAUAACGCAGGCAUAUGCCGCUGUCUGGGAACAGAUCCCGGCAGCAUCAUAUGCUAGGCUCCGGUAAAGGAGAAGCAGCAGGUUCGGCUAGAGCUCCGAGAUAAUCGGGCCUCGUCAUUUCCUAGACCCCGACCGGACCCAGCAGCUGGAGCGAGGAGAGCACCAGCCUCCCCAAGAAGCAUCACACAGGAGACUCUGACAUCGUCCCAGCAGCAGCCGGACUCGCGGGUCAGCACCAUGCACUAGGCUCGAACAGCUGGCAUCGUGCUGGCGUCGUGCACUAGGCUGCACGACACAAGCAGCAGAGCGGCGGGGCCGCUGAGCUACGCGGAAGAGCCAGCAGCAGCCGCCGGAACGGAGAGCUCGGGCCAUGCACUAGACUCCGGCUCAGCCCUAGCAGCAGCCGCCCCGCUCAUCCUAGUCGCCCUCUCGCCCCCCAUGGAGAAGGCGACCUCGCUGCACACUUCAGUGCCCACGCCUCCCCCUCGGCUCUACCUGCCUCGGAACUUCAGCUGCAGCGCCUGCCUCUAUGGCAGCCUGGCCGAGCACUGCAAGGGGGACUGCAGCCCGGAGCGCGAAGGGGAGCCGUCUCCCACGCCGGUGGUCCGAGAAGCGGCAGCCGCGGGGGAGAAGCCCCAGCCUUCUCGCGGCCGGGAGCCCUCGGUGCCUCCUGUGCCCCCCAGCCCCACGCUGCGCCGGCGAGCCAAGUCGCUGCCCACACCCGGAGAGCGCGGCCUGCGGCCGGCCCCGCAGCAGAGCCCGUCCCGCAGGAAGACGGUGCGCUUCGCCGACUCGCUGGGCCUGGAGCUCAUCUCCGUGCGCCACUUCUGCGAAGCCGACCUGCCCCAGGUGCCGCUGCCCCUGCCGGCCCGCGCCGCCGACCUACUCAAGACCCGGAAGCCGCCGGCGCUGGGCGAGCUGGAGCCGGUGCUGUUCGGCCCGUCGCCGCUGCUGGAGCCUCUCUUCCCGCCGCAGCCCGGCGCCAGCCCCGGCUUCGCGGAGCGGGUGCGGCGGCACAAGGUGAAGCUGGAGUGGGUGCGGGCCGAGCCCGCCGGCCUGCGCGGCGCCGUGCGCGUCCUCAACCUGGCCUACGAGAAGGCCGUGUCCGUGCGCUACACGCUCAACCGCUGGGUCAGCUGCGCCGAGGUGGCGGCCGCCUACCUGUCGCCGGGCCCCGCCGACGGCCUGACCGACCGCUUCUCCUUCCACCUGCCGGCGGCGGCCGCGGGGGGCACGCUGGAGUUCGCCGUGCGCUACCGGGUGGCCGGCACCGAGUACUGGGACAACAACGAGGGGCUCAACUACCAGCUGCGGGGCCGCCCGCGCGCCGCUCGGGCCGCCGCCUCCCCGGCCCAGGAGCCCGAGGGCGGCGCCUGGAUCCACUUCAUCUGAGCGGCCUGCGGCGGGACCGUUGUGCGUCGCCUGCUCUCUCCCGGGGAGACCCGAGCUCCCUCGCCCCCUUCCCUCCUGGACCCAGGCCACCCUCGCCGCCUCAGCACCUUUCCCCACUCGGCAGCCUCGCCGGUUUAGCGGCUGCCGGGCGCGUUGCACACGGGCCGCGCGCGGUUGGGGGCGGAAUUUCCCGCCAUGAACCUGACAGGGACCCUGGGAGCAUCGAGCGGGUAUCGUGAUAGAGCCCAGGGGGCCCCUGUUCGCCAGGGCGCUGCCACCGGCGGACGUCGGGACCUCCAGCCCGCCAGGAAUUCUGUGGCCAGGACUGGGGAAUAGGAGCAAGCAACUCUUUCACUCAUUAGAAAUCCUUAACAGAAUGCCAGGAAAUGUGACACUCAGGUAACUAUAAACUAAACUUCAAUUAGCUAAUCAUAGUAAUGCCCAUUAGUAUUUAAAAUCAAUGACUGAAACAUUGGCACAGUCAAUUUCAAUGUAAUUAUUUAAGAUAAGCUAAUUUUUACCUGCAUCUAGUCACAAUGGUCAGAUCAUAAAAAUAUUUUUUUGAGUAUGGAUAUCUGUGCCACAACAUAUUGUUAAACAAAAGGAUAAACACACAACUGAUUUUGUGUAUUGGGAAAAUGAAUCACUAGAAUGAACAGAUGUUUGUUCAUGCAUAACCUUGGUCUUUUUAUCAAAUACUUGAAGCAUGUUUUGAUAGAGCCUACAGGCAAAAAUCUGUUAAAUCUAUAUAAUUCUAAAUGUAAAUUAAUUCAUAGUAACAUUCAUAAUUUGUUUUAUAACAUAUGUUCAAACAUAAAAUGAGUUUUUAGGUGCCUUUCAGGAAUGACUAAUAAGAAAUUUAAUGUGUUCCUUAAUUAGGUUUCUUAUUUUUUGAACAAUCUAUUCAUGGCUUUCCCAUUAAAAUGCAUUUUAUAACAAAAACCUAAGAAUUCAUACUAAUCUGGUGACAUUUUUUCUACUGUGCGAGCAUUCCAGCAGUCUGCAGCAGCCAGAAGGAUUAAGUACUAUUUUCCUAUAUUGUAAUGAAAGGUGUUCUGGUGAGAAAUGUGUCUUCCUGGUAACCCUAUAACCCAUGUCAUUGUCUAGAAAGUAAAGUAAUACUGUGACCAUAAUUUAUAUUUAUUUAUUCAACAUGUGCACCAUUUUAUAAAGAUAUAAUUCUAAGUGUAUAUUCUCAGUGGAAUCAGAAAUUCUAGUUUUUUACAAGGCUGAUGUGUGUAGUGUUUACCCCUCCUUUAAAUGUGUGUUUCAGUUGCUUGUAUGGUGCAUAAUACAUAUCAUGAUAUCUGUGGAUGGAUUUCAUUUCUUUGCACAGUCUCUACCACAAGAUUCAAGUGCUCAAUAUAAGAAACAUGCUGUCUCUGAAUAAAAUUUCUUCUAGCUUUAAAUUAAUGCGCAUGGCUUUUUAGCAGAAUAUUAAUGAGUUUGUAUACUGUCAGCAACUCAUUUGUGCAACCUCUGAUAUAUGAAAGGAUCACCAGUUAACAUACUAAUUACAUUAUUGAAAUGAAAACUUGUUAGGUCUGAAGUUGUUCUAAGGCUUUACACACAUUUUCACUAUAAAGUUAGGGAGUGGAAAUAGUUAAAUUUGCUGUAAAACUCAACAACACACAAUGUGUAUUGUCUUAUACGUAACAAUAGCAUGCAGAAUAAAAAAUGUUAUUGAAAUAAUACAUACACUAGCAAUUCCAAAGAACAUAGUCAAGGAAAUCAUCAUUAAAUGUGAAUUGUACUACUUAAAAUAUAUGGGCUUUGUUCUAGUAAAAUGCAGGCAAAAAGCCUCCAUAUCCAGUGUAAGCAUAUUUAUACCAGGGAUUUUUUUCUAUGCAAUAUUGUGGUACACCUAUUUUUUUAGAGAUUAACUUGAAAUGUUAGUUAAUGUUCCUGCAUUGGUCUACUGUAUCUGUGGUACCAUAUGAAAGGGCUUGGUAAGAAAAACAUAUGUCUUAAAUAAUGUUUGCAUUGUGGGCCUUAUCCUGCUCCUGCUUCAAUCAGUGGUAGAACUUUAGGCGACUUCAGUAGGCCAGGAUCAGGCCCUUUAUAGUUGAUACUAAAAAAUAGCAUUUCAGAAGGUUUGGUAUAUAAAAUCCCUUCUGCAAUGCUGUUCAAAUAAGCUGCUUGGUUUGAGCCCCCAAAAUAUGGUAUUAUUAUUAUUUACUAAUAUGGUCAUAUUUCUUAUUUUAUACCUUAAAAAUACACUAAGUAGUGUUAAGGCUUUGAUCCACCAAGUUCUUAAACUUGUGCUUCAAGUUAAACACAAGUAGUACAACUGAGGUUGAUGGACUACUCACAUACUGAAAGUUUAAGCAUGUGCUUAAGUGCUUUGCUGGUGUGGAUCCUAACAAAUUGUGGCAUUGAUCCUUCAAUCAGAUCCAUGUGAGCAGUGGUGAAAUCCAUUUAUUUAAGUAGAUCCAGGACUUCACCCCUUGAUAAUCCAAGAAGCUCUACUUGAAUGGAAAGGCCUUCCUGCAUGGAUCCAAUUGCAGGACUAAGGCCUAUGUUAUAAGGUGUCUUCCAUUCUUAAAAUGGUUUGAACCAAACAACCUUUGCUUUUACAGUGUUACAUAAAUUGUUUCUCUAAUCACAAAUGAAGACACUAGCUGUUCAAGACUGCCUUCUUUUAGCAACAUAUGCAAUUUGUUGUAAUAACUUUUGUUAUAUAUUUUGAUUCACUUUGAGAUUAUUUAAAAAAAGUUGUCUUUUCUGAACAUGGACUGGUAAAUUGGCUUUGAUAUUAGUGUUUUCUGUAAUAUUUGCACUUCAAAAGUUAAUCUUGGUUUUCUGUUUCUAAUUUUUUUUUAAAUUAUUUCCUGUCAGUAAUAUAAAACGUUGAUUCUGGGGUUUAAUGCCUUUUCUCUUUUUGAAGCCUGUGAAUAAAAAUGUGAUUUAUCUUGCCUUACAACAACAUUACAUAUCUUGUCUACUUAAAUCAUACCUAGUCACUGAUUGUGUCACUAUGAUGGAAAAAGUAUAUUUAUAAACAUGUAACUACUAGUUGUCAUUAAAGAUGUGUGGUACAAAC
Chelonia mydas (Green sea turtle) is the source of this 8582-nucleotide messenger RNA. Its product is annotated as protein phosphatase 1 regulatory subunit 3E. Gene Ontology annotation, molecular function: glycogen binding; protein phosphatase 1 binding. The transcript has 2 exons. Gene Ontology annotation, biological process: regulation of glycogen biosynthetic process. The record is from RefSeq and is a predicted model, not a curated record. Lineage: Eukaryota; Metazoa; Chordata; Testudines; Cheloniidae. Gene Ontology annotation, cellular component: protein phosphatase type 1 complex. Bases 4586 to 5539 code for a protein of 317 amino acids.